Molecule: messenger RNA, 909 nt
Organism: Solea senegalensis (Senegalese sole)
Lineage: Eukaryota; Metazoa; Chordata; Actinopteri; Pleuronectiformes; Soleidae
Product: endoplasmic reticulum resident protein 27
Exons: 7
Coding region: 94-858 (254 amino acids)
Biological process (GO): response to endoplasmic reticulum stress; protein folding
Cellular component (GO): endoplasmic reticulum
Source: RefSeq, a predicted model, not a curated record
CGCAGGCAGCAGAGGUGACGUGACACUUUGAAAAGUCUCCCGACCUUUCCUCAGUUGUCCUUUUGCUUCACUCUCAGUUGAAGCCGUUGAAACAUGCUGACCUCUGUGUUUCUCGCCCUUCUGGUCUCUUCUGCUAUCGCCACAGAAAAAGGCGGCGCUCUACCCAGCCUGAAUGACACCAAAGCUGCUGAGACCUUCAUCGACUCUGCUGACGUGGUGGUCAUCGCAUUUCUGGAGGGAGAAGACAGUCGUGGAUAUGAGGAGCUUGUUGCAGCAGCGAAGCGCGUUGACUCAGUGCCAGUCGCCAUUUGCACUGUGAAAGAGGUGUGGGCUGACUACAAGGUCUCCUCAGACACCAUCACCCUCUUCAGAAAGGCUGAUAACCACCAGGAGAAUCUUGUCCUUGCCGACGCCAAGAAGCUAGACAGUGAUGGUCUUACAAACUUCAUCACCACCAACGAGGUCCGAUACAUCACAGAAUACGACCAAGUGACAGCAGUGGGCCUCUUCGGUUCAGAGGUGAAGUCACACCUGCUGCUCUUUGCUAACAGGGGGACUAAAGAAUUUACUGAGCUCAAGAACAAACUGGAAGCUCUGGCUCCUGAAUUCACAGGCAAGUUCUUGUUUGUGCUGAUUAACGGAGCGGUGAAGUCCAACUCUCGGUCACUCAACUACUUCGGUAUCAAGUCUCAAGACCUCCCACGAGUUGGCAUCUACGAUGGUGACUCUGACAUGAAGUGGCUCCUUCCUGUGGGAGAGAUUUCCACUGAAAGAGUCCGGGAGUUUUGCCAGUCCUUUCUGCGGGGAGACCUGAAGGAGGUGAAGCAGGCCGGAGCUGAAGCCAAAACCGAACUCUGAUAGAACAAGUGUAAAUAAAUUAUUCUACAUUAAAUAAAUAAUAAAUGAUGA